AUGAGUGAUAAGUGGUCCAAAGAAAAAAUAAUUCAUUUAAUUGAAUUAUAUGAGGAUGCCAGUUGCUUAUGGGACUCGAAAUCUUCCGAUUAUAAAAAUAAGAUGAAACGUAAAGACGCAUUUAUUGAUAUUGCUAACAAACUUAACUUUGAAGAGCAAGAGGUAAGAAAAAAAAUUGAAUCUCUUUUAACUCAGUAUCGCAGAGAAAAAAAGGCUUUGGUUUUAAAAUCUGGAAUGUCUAGCGAUGAUGUAAAAACACCUUGGUACGCUUAUAAAUAUUUCCACUUUUUAGCUAAGAAAAAUACUCCGAGAAUUACGCGAUCUAAUAUCAGUGAAGAUGGUGAAAGUAAUUUAUUUGAUUCCGAUUUACUUGAAACAGAAUCAGGUAAUGAGGAUAGUGUCAGUGAACAGAAUUCUAUCGAAAUUGAAAAUCCUUCCGAAAAUGUUGAAAAUUAUGAAGAUGAUGAUCAAACGAAAGAAGCAUAUGCUAUUAUGAAAUCUUGUUAUUCGAAAAUACAAGAAAACCAACAAAGGGACGAGUUAAAAGUUUAUGGGGAAUCAGUUGAAUUUAGAUUAAGGAAAAUUAAAAAUCCAAUAACUGUAUGUUUACUGAAAAAUCAAAUAGACAACCUGUUAUUUAAAGCCGAAAUGGAUCAAUACACACACGAUUCUUCGCUGCCUCAGCCAUUAGAAUUGAAUGCACCAUUACUAAAACCAUCGACUACUACAGUUACACAACAGGCAAGAGAUUCUCCGCAACUACAAAACUUCAAUAUGCAAGAUUACGUUCAAUUUUAUUAA
Molecule: messenger RNA, 801 nt
Organism: Aphis gossypii (cotton aphid)
Lineage: Eukaryota; Metazoa; Arthropoda; Insecta; Hemiptera; Aphididae
Exons: 2
Coding region: 1-801 (266 amino acids)
Source: RefSeq, a predicted model, not a curated record